AUGUUGAUUCCAAAGGAGGAGAGAACUAAGAUCCACAGAAAGUUGUUUCAAGACGGUGUUCUGGUCGCCAAGAAGGACUUCAACCAGCCUAAGCACGAUGAAAUCGACACCAAGAACUUGUAUGUGAUCAAGGCUUUGCAGUCGUUGACCUCCAAGGGCUACGUCAAGACCCAGUUCUCCUGGCAAUACUACUACUACACUCUAACUGAGGAGGGUGUGGAGUACUUGAGAAACUACUUGGGGUUGCCUGAGAACGUCAUCCCAGGUACUUACAUGGCCGACAGAUCUCAGAGCCAGAGACCACAAAGAAGAUACUGA
Eremothecium gossypii ATCC 10895 is the source of this 318-nucleotide messenger RNA. Its product is annotated as 40S ribosomal protein eS10. The record is from RefSeq and is marked provisional. Gene Ontology annotation, cellular component: cytosolic small ribosomal subunit. The coding region runs from base 1 to 318 and encodes 105 amino acids. The transcript is spliced from 2 exons. NCBI's taxonomy places the organism in Eukaryota, Fungi, Ascomycota, Saccharomycetes, Saccharomycetales, Saccharomycetaceae. Gene Ontology annotation, molecular function: structural constituent of ribosome; RNA binding.